AUGGCCAUACCAAAACCUCCUCCAAAUCAGCAGCUGUACGAGUUUCUACUGGUUGGCAGUGUGUCUGACAGUGAACUGCCCUCUCUUCUGCACCGACUCAGAGGACUGGCUGACUUUGCAACCUGUGGAGGCAUAGCAUUCAUUGACAAGGAGCAAACUUAUAAAAUUGAAAUAGGCAACACUCGUUCUGUUGUUAGAGUUCGACAGUCGCUAGACAAUGCCGAGGCCCCCUUGCAACUCAUAUACACUGGUCAGCUGGACCUGGGUGAUGCUAACAGGCCGGCUGGAGUGAGGAGUUGUGUACACACUGCAUGCAGUAACAGCGCUGCAGAAUGCCUCAAGGAAAUAGGAUUCAUGGCAGUCUAUGAGCUGAUACUGAGAGGCUACGUGUUCAGAAAGGGGCAAAUGAAAAUUGCCGUCUUCAAACUCUAUCAGCCGUCAGGAGAGGGAACUGGUGUAGCAGGUGCCCAGCUGUUGUCAGAGCACUACCUGGUGGAGUUGUCAGCUGUGACCACAUCAGGGCACGACAAUGUUGGCAUGGAGAUGAGGGCUUUCGCUGAGCAACUCAAACCGUAUCCUAUGGAGCAAUUGUGA
Messenger RNA from Halichondria panicea, 594 nucleotides. RefSeq names its product mediator of RNA polymerase II transcription subunit 18-like. Gene Ontology annotation, biological process: regulation of transcription by RNA polymerase II; termination of RNA polymerase II transcription. Gene Ontology annotation, cellular component: core mediator complex; mediator complex. Gene Ontology annotation, molecular function: transcription coregulator activity. The coding region runs from base 1 to 594 and encodes 197 amino acids. The record is from RefSeq and is a predicted model, not a curated record. NCBI's taxonomy places the organism in Eukaryota, Metazoa, Porifera, Demospongiae, Suberitida, Halichondriidae. The transcript has 5 exons.